This is a messenger RNA of Strongylocentrotus purpuratus (purple sea urchin), 16861 nucleotides long. RefSeq lists its product as uncharacterized. NCBI's taxonomy places the organism in Eukaryota, Metazoa, Echinodermata, Echinoidea, Camarodonta, Strongylocentrotidae. Gene Ontology annotation, biological process: lipid transport. Gene Ontology annotation, molecular function: lipid carrier activity. The record is from RefSeq and is a predicted model, not a curated record.
AUUCAUCUGGUAAUAAACAUAACCCAUCCAUUUUCACCAGUAGAACCGAGGAAUACCUUCCACCAUGAAGGCAGUCUUUUUCUUACUGGUUGGCCUUAUAUUGGCCACAGCAGUUGUUGCAGGUCCUCUUUUCGGAUCUCAAGCAUCUGUAGACGAAGUAAACGAAUGCUCUGAGCUAACACGCUUCAAGGAAGGUUAUAGCUAUACCUUCAAAUAUGAGGCAGAAACAGAGAGUGGAAUAAAAGGCGCUGGACCCGGAUCGAAUAUGACCAUGACAUGUGACAUCAUAAUAGAAGCACCCGAAAGAUGCAGGAACGUCCUCAAGGCUAGAGGGUGUCUUCUUGAAAACCGCGACCUGGAUGAGGAGAUGAGUGCUCAUGAUCUUGUCUUCCGCACUGAUAAGGGACGUAUCAUUGAGGUGCUGGCUCAUCCCGAUGAACCCCUUCACAUUCUGAACGCCAAACGUGGUAUCCUCAGCAUGAUUCAGCUUGAUCUUGAAGCCGAUGAUGUUGACCAAAUCACUUUGAAUGAGGUAUCUGUCCAUGGCAACUGCAGUAGCGAGAUGACUGUUACCAGGCGUGAUGACAAGCAGAGGCCACGUAAGCUCCAGGUAGUGACUGAACUGAACAACUGUAUGCUCAGGAAACAAGAAGAGAACAUGACCAGGUGGCAGAGCUUCAAGGACAUGGUCCUCAACAUGACCGUCAUGGACAAAUUCAUCAACUCCUCCAAGACAUGCAGCUAUGAUCUGAAAGGAACUACUGGAGAGUUCAGGGGGAUUCAGUGUGAAGAGGUCCACUCUUUCUGGCCAAUGAACUUCAACAGUGAGAGUGGUGUUCGCACCUUCAUCCAGCAGAGGCUCAGCACCGCCAUUGACAGACUGAACUCCUACAAGGUUGAUCCAGCAAACUCCAGGUCAACAUGCUUGAGGUAUGAGCAUGACCCCAAGGAAAUUGGUAAGAAGGCUGAUGAUGUUACCGCUGACCAAGCCAUGGAUAUCCUGAAGGCUCUUGUCAAGAGUUCACGUGAGGAGGUUCAGAUGGAGAGUCCUCGACUCUUUGGUAGAUGGAGAGCUGCUCUGGAAGGAAUGAACAAUGAAACCAUCCAUGAAGUCUUUGAUCGUGCUUACAACUGCAGCGCAUACUCACAGACCUGCCGUGACAACCCAGACAAGGAAAAAAUUGCCAGGGAAUACCUUCUUGAUGGCCUCCUUCCUUGUACAACCAUGGCUUGCUUCAGUGUUAAGAACUAUGCCAUCGCUAAGGGAGUCGUACCCAAGCCCCUUGCUAGUGCAUGGAUGGUAACCAUGGCCCUUCAGAACUAUCCCACCUUGGAGCUGAUGAGUGAAAUGCUACGUAUGGCUCAGUAUUCACCAUCACAGAUUACCAUCUUUCCUCUCAGUAUCAUGGUCCACAACUACUGGAUGAACAAUGAGGAGAUUCACACUGCUGCCACUCUCCCUGAACCCAUUGUCAAAACCAUCAGGUACCUGAAGUCUCUCAUUGGUAAUGACUGCACUGUAUCAGCUGAAAACGAGCGUCUAGCCCUCGUUGCUCUGAAGGCCAUUGGAAACAUUGGUGAACCUGUUGAGCGAUACGACCAACUGACUUUCAUCUUCUCCGAGAGAGUAUCUCCUGUCCUGAUCAGCUGCACAAAGAACAAGCAGAUCCCAAGAGACAUCUCCAAGGCUGCCAUUCAGUCCAUGCGUCGCUUUGUGAUGAGUGAUCAACUCCGUAGCCAAGUCAUUUCUGAGCUCUUCAAGGAUACCACACUUGAUGUACCACAGAGAAUUGCUGCCUACCUCAUUACCAUGAAGGCUAACCCAAGUGUCUCUGAGCUGACUGACAUCUGGAACUUCCUCAAAACCGAGCCCGUUAACCAGAUGAAGGCCUUCUGUUACUCUCACAUUCAGAAUGUUGUUGAGUCAAGCGAACCAACCCUACAAGAGUUCAAGAUGAAUUUGAAGAUUGCUAUGGAUGGUGAGGAACUGCCAGAAUACCCCAAGGAUAUCAGAAAAUAUUCUCGUUUCUUUGAGCUUUCCAAGAACUUAACCGAACCAUGGAGGAACAACACUGUUGCUGCCCAAUUUGAGAGUGACAUCAUUUUCAAUCCUGAGAGCUACUUGCCUCAAGAGGUCAUGUUCCACUAUGUCCUGAAUGCUCUUGGAAAGAGCAUGGAUAUCUUUGAGACCGGCAUUGAAAUGAAAGGUUUUGAGCCAAUCAUUGAAUCAGUCUUUGGACCUGAGGGAUUCUUCCCAGAAGUAAAACUUCAAACCAUGUUUGAUACCAUUGAUGAGAAAAUCUUGUCUAAAGUUCGAGAGUUUGCUGAAGCUCAGCUUGGAAACUGGGUUACUCCUACAUCUGAGCCAGACAAUGAGGUCUUCAUCAAGAAGGACAAAUACGGCAAGAAGAUGAAGAGACAGUCAUCAUUUGGAGAGCCUCAGGUUGUUGAUGUUAUCCACGAAAAUACCAUGAACAAGCUCAACCAACUGCACUAUCUGGUUGGCAUGGAACCAUCUGCUACUGAUGCUACAGUCUUCCUUCGUCUCUUUGGAAACGAAUUUGGUUUCGUUAGUGCCAGUGAUGUUCUUGCUCUUAUUCCUUACACCAUGGGAAUUUAUGAAGAGCUUUUGAACAAGACAAAACAGAUUCCACAGCUCCUGUCACAGGGACUCAACCUCAACACAACUCGAUCUUUUGUCUUCAUGGAUAAGAGCUUCAUUGUACCAACUGGUAUGGGUAUGCCCCUUAACUGCAGCAUCAAUGGUACUGCUGUUGUCAGCCUACGCAUGAAGAGUCAGUUCAGCAUUAAUCUUCCUAAGAUCAUUGCCGCUGGACAUGUUGCUCCAAGUGGUGCUGUAGAGGUUCUGGCUACCAUGGGCAUUGGUCUGCCCACCAAGGUCUUCACUGGUGUUAUGGCCAAUGCCACUGUCUACCAUUCCUCCAUGCUGGCAGGCAACAUCACCAUCGAUGGAACUCACCUCAAGAUCAACCUCAACAACACUGACCGUCCAAUGAAUCUUUUCAACUACUCCACAACCUACAACCUCUUGAAGGCUAAUGGAGAUAUUGAAUUCAUCCCAGGAGUUCUUCAGGAUGCUGUCCAAAGUCAGAGGUGUACCAAUGUCAGCAAAGUCUUUGGCGUUGAUCUGUGUGUUUCAUGGGCCUAUCCCAAUGCAAGCUACGUCGCUGAAGCACCACGUUUCCCAUUCAGUGGACCUAACAGUUUCAAUCUUACCCUCGUCAACACAGACCAAGCACUGAAGGCAUACACCAUCGAUGCUCAGUACAAGCAGAUCAGGGAAGGCGGUGCACCAGCACCGAUGCUAUUCAAGUCGAUCGGAAAGAGGAACAAGCAAAAUGCUCCAGCAUUUACCAAGCUUAUUGAUACAGUCCGUGUCUCUUUCUAUGCACCAGGAGAGGAACUUACUCGCAACAUUACCUCACUUGUGAGUGUUGAUCGUCUUCGCAAGACAGCCAAGUGGACAUUCACCGUGCCAGAAGUUAAGAACUUCAUCAUGUUUGCUGGAAUCCUGAAUGAAACCACAGAUUCGUCCUCUUCAUACAGGGCCGUCUUCAACGUUUCUGCUGCUGAGAACACAGCAUCAGUUGACUUCCUUGUUAGGAACGAGACAUCUCUAGCACAGAAGAAUCUUACUGCAGUCUUCAAUGCAUCCAUCAACAGUUUGUACUGGGCUGCCGUUGGACAGUUUGUUAAUCAGUCAAACAAUGGUGAUUGGAAUGCACAUCUCACUGACACAUACUAUUGGGAUAAUGAGACUCCAUUGUACAAGCAGCUUCUCUUCCCCUGGACUGGAUAUCAGAUCAACCAUGCUAAAUACCAGACCUCAACCAUCACUGCUAGGAGAGUCACAAGGGGACCAAUGGUAAAGCGUGACCUCAAGAUGGCGACCCUUGACUGGGCAUUUGACUUCAACACUGUUGAGACCGUUACAGAUGAACUGAAAGAGCUUACAGUCCACACACAAAUCUCCAAUGCCACAUGGGAAUUCCCUCUUCUGGAUGUUACCUUGAGGAAUGAAACUACAGUGAAUGGCUAUCGUCUGGAAGGACAGGUUGCACGCAACACUCACCACAUCUUUGCUGAAUACGAUGUAACCAAGGAGCCAAGAGAGACCAACAGUAACUUCAGAAUGGGACUCAGGACAGACGUUCUUGUGAAUAACCCUGAUGUUUCCAUGUUCCUCAACUCUCCAGUUCUGCUUAAACUUUUUGGCGAGACUGCACUCAUUGACGAGCCAGUUGUCAUAGAUGGUGGUGUCAACUUCAGGUUCCUUGAUCAAUCAUCCCUGACUGAGGAACAUCUUAUUCAGACCAGUAUCUUUGUACCUAACCUAAGGAGCCCCCAGACACACCUGACAUACGACUUUGAUCUCCGACUUGAGAAUGCUACGAUCAGCAACCAGAUGGACUACUCUCUGGAACUGACAACACCAAUCCCUCUGCUUAAGAUGAACAAUGUCAACUUUCUUCAUCUUAUGAUCGAUAUGGAGUCUGGCACAUCCGCAUUGGACCAUACAUACACCCUCUACGACACUCGUUACAGCAAACCUCAAGUUACUGUGUCCAACAGUAUUGGUGCAGGAUGGAAGAAGCCGUCAGCUAACUGGGUUAUGGACAUAUCAACACCUACAAUGGUUUACUUCCAGAACUAUACAGCCCUGUACUCCUGUGAGAAUGGACUGCAAUUCUUCUCUGAAAACAGUCAGGAUAGUGUUUCUGAUCUCCUCGAUUUUACUGAAAUCAGUAACUUGUCUGUAAGGCCUUCUGCUGUGUCCAUGUAUUGGUCAUACCUCCAUCAACUAUUCUCAACCAAUGUUUCAAACAGUUUGGUUGUUGACGGCCCAGUCACUGAGAUGAGUCCACGUCUUGUACCCAUGAUCAUGCGGGAUAUGCUUAACAAGACCUUCAGCAGGGACUUCAGCAGUGUCAAGGAUCUGGUUUUGAACAAGUUCAUUUUCAAUGUUACUUCAUCAACCCUCACCUUACGUCAAAGUGCCAACAUGUCUAGUCCAGUCAUUGCUAACAUUUCAGCUUCACAUUACAUCUUUUUGAGCCAAAGCCUCUUUGACCAGAAGCUGUCGUUUGCUGCUGAACAGAAGCGACUGAACAUCUCAGCUGGUCUUAAUCACUCUCUGCUUAUUGAGGAUCGUGAGAUCACCCUGAAGACUGAAGGAGAUGUAGCAGUAAGGACAGGACUUCGUAUGAACACCCUAACAUCAGUUAAUGUGACCAUGUCUAAACCAGAUACUCCUUUCGAUUUGGCAGCUUUGCACCAUACCGAGGUUAAUUCUCCUCUCAUAAGUUUCAGCACACGCUCUUCAUCUAAUGGUGACUUCCAUGAGGUUUUGAACAUGGUGGCAAAUCACAACACAUCCAUGACAUCAAGGUUGGGAUCUUUCGAUGUCAUUGGAAACUUCAACAUCAAUGAAAUGUCUGCACCAACCUUUUUCAAUGAGAUGACAGGUAUAAUGACAUACAAGCUUCAGUCUCCUAUGAUCAAGUCUUCACUUAACAGCUCAGUAAGUUUUGAAACCUUCCGAAAGCUCUUCAAAUUCAACAAGGUCCUUGUCAAGGCUUCCCAUGACAUCAGGAGCAACAUGGUCAAUUGGAAUGCACAGGGUCAAUCUCAGCUGAAGGGCUUUAGCAGCAUUUCUCAAUUUGAUGAGGUCAGUAGUAGCUUAGAAGCUAAUCUCCUCAACAAGUUCAUCAAUGGCAGUCACAUCUCUGGCAUGGCUCUUCGGGAUAUGAAUGGUCCUCUGGUGUUCAGCCAAUUGACAUCUCACCUCAGCAAUAAUAUUACUAGCAGGUUUGUCAACAGCACAUAUGAAACCCAGAUGAAUCUUGAGAAUUCCGAUGUAUCUUUCACAACUCUAGAUGGCUCAUCCAACUAUGUUCUGUCCUCUCGCCUUGUGAAUGUUACAGCCAACAACACACUCUUGAUGAAUGGAUUCCGCCGGGUCUUUGACUUUGACAGUGUCACAGGAAAGCAGAUCUGGUUUGUAAAGACAGCUCUUCUGAACGCCACUAUGGACAAUCUUAUUGCCUUCACAGACUUCCAGAAUAUUUCCUACUUUGAUGAUAUUACUGGACAUGUAUCUGGCAAUAUUGAAUCUCGCUUUGCCAGGGGAAACACAAACACCACAUUGCUUGUACAAAAUGUGCGUUCAUUUACUCAGGUUGCUAAAGUGGCAGUUGAAUCUUUGUCAUCUUUCACCAGUCGUCUAAUGAACACAUCAAUGACUGGAGGUAUGGACAUUACCAAUCACAGAUCUCUCCUUAACUUUGACUCAAUUUCAUCAGGUAUGAACUUUACAUCCAAGAUCUUCAAUGUUUCCACAUCUAUCCAGAAUGAAGUAAGCUUUAAUGGAGUGCGAUCAUUUGUCAACUUUGAUUCCAUUGCUCAUUCAUUUGUCAUGUCAACAAACAGUUACUUUGUUGAUUCCAGCCUGACAGAAAUGAUCUCUCUAAAGAACUUUAGGAAUGUCAACCAGUUUGACUCGGCAUCUGCAGAAGUUAUUGCAACUUUCAACACAUCCCCACUGAAGACAUCCUACCAUCAAAUGCACAAGGUCCAAGACAUGGCAGGUUGGUUCCAGUAUCCUCUUGCUGAAACUGUUGUCAUUGGAAACCUUACGACAUCUAAGCUGAAUGUGUCUGGAUCUUUUGAAGGUAGAAUCAUUGAUAUGACUGCACCAUUCACAUACACCAGCAGCAUUGCCAAGAUUGAAUAUGGAGUGAAUAACAGGAUGCUCAACAUCGCAGGUUUCCAUGGAGUUGAAGUUGAUAACAUGAGAGGUAUUUUUGACUUUACAAGAAUCAAUGGCACUAUUUCUCAUGAAGUUAAUACCCCUGUCACCCAUAUGGUUGUUGGUGGUCUGCUUGAAAUGAAAAACUUCCAGAGGCUCUUUAACUUUGAGCUUAUGAACAUGACGACCUCCAAUAUCUUCACCGUUAUUCCCCUGACAACAACAUCUGUUUCUUACAAUGGCGAGCUGGCUCUUCAAGGCUUUGAGAAGAUCAACAAAUUUGAAUCCAUUACUGGAAUGUCAAGAACUGCUGUUCUCACCAAGUGGACCAACUGGACCAUGAACAUGGAUUCUAGCUUUUCUGGUGUCCGAUCUCUCCUGAAUUUUGACCGAUUGGCAAUUUCUGGACAAAAUGAAUUCACCAGUCCCUUGAUCGUAAUGACUUCCAACUCUACCAACUUCGUCAUCGGUUCAAAUGGUUUCUUCCAAGCAUCAAAUGCCACUACUAACAGCAUGUUUGGCAUCACAUCUCGCAUUGCAAAGGUCGACACUGGUGUCAUGUGGUCUGUCCGUGAUAUUGCAGGUCCCCUAACAUUUGCAGCAAAUGUCUUUUCAACCAACUUCAAUGUCAGCACGCCUAUCGUCAAGACUGGUUCUGCAUUUGAUGUUGAAAUGGAAAACUGGAAGAAUGUCACAACGUUUGGAAAGUAUGAAAUGUCUGCUGCCAAUGACAUCAUUUCAAGGAUUGCACGAUGGAAUCUUCUUUCACAUGUCAGGCUGGACAACAUGGCUGGUGUCCUUACAUACUCUCGAAUGGAGGGCUGUGCAUCAUCCAACUUUUCAAGCAUCAUCUCAUCCCUGGAAACCAGUAUCAAUGCCCACAUCAACAACCAAGCCGGGCCCCUGAACUAUGAAGAAUUGGUCAUAUCUACCGAAGGAAACUUCUCUUCUUGGCCUAUCAAGAUGCAAGGUGUUACAAAUUUCGAUGUCCAGAACAUGGCAGGUUUCAUGAAGUAUGACACUAUAACUGGUUCUACCUCAUCAGUCAUGACCAGCAGAUUCUUGAAUACCACUACUCAAUCUAGUCUGGUUGCAAAUGCUGGUGCUGGACUCUUCAAGGUCCAACUUGCUAAUGUUUCUUCUGCUAUCACUAUCAACACUCCAUUCACAAGGGAAAUUAAAGCUUCAAGCUCUGCUCAGGUCACUGAUUCCACAAAUCUGUUCAAGUUUGGAAAUGCAGCUAUGAAGGGCGAGUUCUCUUUCCUCACAUCAAAGAUCAACAUGACUGGUAAUGCUGACUCAAUCCUGACCAACUUUGAAAACAUUACAACCUUUGAUUCUGCAGAAUCAUCUGCUGAAUUUAAUGUAGCCAGCCGAUUUGUCAACUCUUCAUCAAGAGGUAUCAUGCAGAUGCAUGGUUCUGAGAGGCUUUUCCGAUUUGCUGAUGUCAAGAUUGGUGGAUUAACUACAAUCAAGUCUAUCUUGGCAAAUCUGACAACAGAGGCAGGAAUUGAUUUCACAAACUUCCAACGUAUCUUCACUUUUGACCGUGUCAACAGUUCAGCUGUUGUUUCCUUCACAUCUAGACUAGCAAGCAUUGAAGGCAAGACUGGCAUGGAGAUGAACAACUUCAGAGGACCCAUGACCUUUGAUCGUGUUAAUGGAAGCUUCAUAACCAACUUCAACAGUGCACUUGUCAAUUCUAUGACAGUUGCUGACUACUCUCUUGAGGGAUUUGAAUCACUUUUCCAUUUCUCCCGGGUUGCAGCAUCUGCCGAAUCUGUCCUAAACAACAAACUGUUUAACUCAUCAUUUGUAGCAGACUACACACUUACAGACUCUUCAUGUUUCUGCAAAUUUGAAAAGCUUGUGGCUCAUUCUGCUGGAUCCCUGACAAGUAGAUUUGCUACAGGAAAGGCCCUUGGCAUGGUUGAAGUGAAGAAUGUACGUAAUCUUACCAGCUUUGAUCUGUUCAACAUGACAUCAGAAGCACGCCUCACCAGCAAGCCAAUGACCGCUAUGACUGAAACCGUUUACUCUAUAAAGAACCACUACAGCCUUUUCAACUUUGAACAAGUGACAGGCCGCAUGUAUGGUAACAUCAAGAGCAAAUGGCUCAACAGCAGUGCCUUGUUCGAGUCUCAGAUGAACAAUUCUCGUUCCCUUCUCAGUUUUGACAGUGCAACGAGCCGCAUGUACAGUAAUGUUAUCAGCAGAUGGCUAAACAGCAGUGCAGUGUUUGAGUAUCAGAUGAACAAUUCCCGCAACCUUCUCAAUUUUGAUGCUGCCAAAUCCAAAGUGAUGCUUACUCUUCUCACACCAUUCAAUGAUGCCCAUUUCAGUGGCCAACUGAAUUUCAUUGACUUCACUAACAUUACACACUAUGGAGAAAUAUCUGCAAUGGUUGUUGGAAAUAUUACCUCUCCACUUGUCAGAGCUGCAGGAAUCUCUAAGUUCAAUAUCACAAAUAUGGCUGGAAUCAUGUCUUUCGAAAAGGCUCUUAUCGAUUCAUUUGCAAAUGUGGAAUCCCGCUUUGUCAACAGCACUUUCCAGAACUCAGUUGUGUUCAAAGGUUUCAAGGGUAUCGAGUAUUCUUACAUCGGUCAUCGCUUUGUAUUCCUCUGGGUUGAUCCUAUGAAUAACCUCGCUGUCAAGAAUGGACUAGAUCUGACAACAUUGAAAGACAUGUCCCAGCUCUUCAACAUCACCUGGGUCAACCCUAAGGGAACUGUUGUCUUCAAUCAGCGCCUCAAUUACGAGAAUCUGGUAGCUACCAUCAAGCUUCCAUCUAUUGGUCUGAUUUCUGCUGGAGCAAAUCUCAACACAUUUGGGGACAGCUUGACUUUCUACAUUGAGCACGAACUAUUGAAGGACAACUUCAAGACGGUCAAUGACAUCACAUGGCUGCUGAAAUUGAAUGAGAGUAAUGUGAUCUACAGCAACUUCAGCUGGAACCCUGAGACAGUUGCAGAGAUUGUGGACAUCACUGUUGGAGCAAUCAACAAUACCUUCAACCGUACCAUCACCAUCGCCAACAGCACCAUUAACAGGUUCAUGGAAGUUGCUAACCGUACCCUCACAAACACAAGGAGGAUGACCAACUGCACCAAGUGUUUCAUGCGCUACACCAUGAUGUUGGCUAAUGAGACUCUCAGUACCACAUUCUCACAGUUCAACCAGACUUUCUUCAACCAGGCUCUGAAACUGAAUGAAACUCUUUUCAUCCAGCUGAAGAAACUGAACCAGACCUUCUACACCCAGCUUGAGAGCUUGAACCAGACAUUCUGCACACAGAUGCAGAAACUCAAUGAGACCAUCACCUUUGCCCGUAACAACCCUCGGGAAUUCGUAGGCAGGUAUGUCAACUUGACAAAGUUGAAUGAAAGAGUAACCAGGCUUAAUGCUACACUCAGGGAACUAUACACUAAGCUCCGAUACAACAUCACUCAUCCUAGAGAAACCAUGGAAAACAUCAAGACCCUCAUCAAGUAUGAAGAGCGCCGUCAACAAAUCACAUGGGUGUUGGAGAAUAGAAAUGAAAUCAAGACCAGAGCUAAGAAUUACCUGGAGGAACUCAAGGCAAACCUAACCAAGAAGGCUGUAGCUGCUGUAGCUGACUUCAAGGAGCUAAUCCAGUAUGAAGCUAGAGUUGAGAUUCUUGUCAACUAUAUCCAGACCAGAUUCAAUGUUCCCAAGUUCCAGGAGAAGAUUGAAGAAUUGAAAUUGAAGAUUGGCGAGAUCAAGGACAGAAUGGCUACACUCAAAGUAAACAUUGGAGAAAAGAUUAAUGAGAUGAAGAUGAACAUUGCUUCUCUGGACAAGGAAACAGUCAAGGCAGAAAUCAAAGUACAAAUCACAAAGAUCAAGAACUUUGUCCGCUACUACCUAAACAGCACCACCACCGAUGCAAUCGCAAGGUCCAUCUUCAUUGAAUACCAAGAUGAUGCCCAGGUCCAGGAGCUUAUGCGUAAGGUCAUCCGCAUCAGACCACGCAAUGUCAUUGACAUCAUCAACAAGACCAGUAUAGAGGAAACAAAGGAUCUGGCCAUAGUUAUGAAAGACAACAUGAUCAACGGUCUUGAAGUGCUGAACCAAACCACUUUCCGUUAUGUCAACAAGACAUACUUGAAUGAGACCAUCAAGCAGGCCAUUGGAAUGCUAAAAGAGUGGAAUUCUACCCUCCAUGAAUACGUCUAUGUUGAUGUCAUCAAGGGAGAUCUGAAGCUUGUCUUCAACAUCACCAAAGAAAAAGUAGCAAACCUGACCAAGGCUGUAACACUCUUUGUCAAGACAAAGGCUGACCUAAUCAAGACAGUUCUGAAGGAACAGUGGGAUGCUCGCCCAAGAUCACUUGAAGAGCUCAAGGAGCGUCUGAUGGCUAUGAAGGUUAUUGCUGCUGACUACAUCAGAGAAAGAUACAACAUUGAUGUUGAUCAGAUAAUUGAAAAGAUUGUCAAUGAAUACAUGAAGAGGAAGGAACAAUAUGACGAAAUUAUUGUUCGCAUGGGCAACGAGUACAUGAAGAGGAAGGUACAGCUUGAUGAGGUAAUUACCCAGAUCAUCGCUAUCUCCAAGAACGAAACUCAUCCUGUCAAUAUGCUUCCACUCUGCUACUUCAACAGGACCAUCUAUCAAAUUGUCCAGCCUCCUGUCAACAUGACAAUGAAUCUUACAGUCCUCUACAGCAAGAUGGCAGUCAACCUCACUAAGGUUUACAGCAAUGAGGCAGCCAUCCUCACAAAGGCAUACAGUAAGCAAGUGGCCAAUUUCACCAAGGUGUACUCUCGAGUUGCAAUCGACAAAGUAAUGGCUCUCAGGAAGACGUAUACUCCUGUAGUCAUGAAGGCAAUGAAGAAAUACAAAGUGGCUGUACUUGAAAAGAGCAAGAUUGCAAAGGAAAGAGCAAUCAUGUAUUACAACAUGGCUAAAGGAAAUGUUACCUUGUACUAUCAGGAGUAUGCUCCAAUUGUCAAUGAGACCAUCCGCAACUACACUUGCUAUGCCAGGCAAGCUCUCUUCAACUACACUCUGCAGGUUCGCGACAUCACUGACAAAUACAUCAACAUGACAAUCGAGUUCCUUGAACCUCAUGUGCAACCUUAUCGUGAAAUCAUGAUGCAGAAGGUUGAAAUGAUAAAGCUUCGUGCUGCCAACUUGAGAGAACGUGUUCGUCAACUCCCUGCCCAGACCGAGGCUUUCUUGAUGGAAACCGCAGAAUACCACAUCGAAAGAUACCCUCAGUACAAGCAAAAAACCAUCCAGAAAAUUGAUGAAAUGAAGGUAAAGCUUGAGGAAUUGAAAGUCAAUCUUACAAUGUUCUACAAAGAAGUGAAAGCCAACAUGACACGCCUCUAUGGAGAACUGAAGGAGAACGCCACAGAGAUGUACAUCAUCUACAGACAGAAAGCUCAGGAUAUGUACGUGCUUGGAAAAGACAAAUUCAUCACCUACAAGAUCAAGGCUCAGGGUAAAUGGCAGACAUGGAGGCCAAUCAUCGUGAGAAAGUCUGGAGAAUUCCUGAACGCUACCAAGAUGGGUAUCAACAAGACAGUUGAAGCCAUAAUCUUUGCAGCCAAAGAUGAAUUCUCACUCAUCAAUGAGCUACCAAUGAGGUCAAUGGAAAAGACCAUCUUUGAACUCAGUGAAGACCUCAAUGCGUACAUCCGACAACUUGUAGAGAAUCUUGUUGAAAAUGCAAAGAUGAGCAUCAAGGACCGAACAAGUCUGCUCAACAAGUAUCCUGUGAAAUUCCUGAACAUGACCGUUGCAGAGGUUGGCAACUUUUCCUAUGGAAAGAUUCUUGUGGCUUCAAACUUGACCAAAUUCUACGCCAGCAAGACGUUGACAUGGGCCAACACAUCUCUGGUGAUGGUAAACAAGAAUCUCUAUGAUCUCUUGAAUGUAUCCAACACCACCCUCAGAGAGGUUGUUCUUCCAAUCCUGAACCAAACUGCCAGGGACCUCAUUGUCUUCCUUAACCGCACCCGUUCCCAACCAUGGAGGGUUACCAUCAACGAGACGAUGUGCUUCCUUAACAGGACAUCGGUCAUUGUGAUGAACAAAGCCAACGAGACCCUCAUUAUUGUCCAAGCCAAAGCCAUAGAAGCAUGGAAGAAUCUAACAUCGGAAGAGAGCAUUGCCAAAAUGAAGAUGUACCUUAACAACACCAAAGAUCUGAUUGUCAGGAGUCUGAAGGUUGCCAAUGAAACCAUAUAUAUGAUCCGCAACAGGAGCAUCAAUCUGGUCAUCUACAUCAGGGAUGAAACUCGACUUGUCAAUCUCUCCAGGGAGUAUGCUCUUCUGGCCAGGAACCUGACCAAGAACUCAAUCUACCAGGCUAAGAAUAUGACAGCAAGGACAAUCAUCUAUGCCCGCAACAUGACUAACAACAUUGUGACCUACAUCCAGGGACCUGCCAAAGACUUCACCAUGGAAUAUGUGACAUAUGUCAACAACACUAUGGCAGGAUGGGCCAUUCGCUACUACGAAGUGGAUCAAUUCCCAUCGAAGGCCUGUGCUUUAAUGGCUGCCAUUAAGCCAGUUGAAAGGACCAUCAAUUUGACCAUGAUUGCACUCAACCGCACCCGUGUCCUGACUGAAAUGGCCUACAACCGCAGUAAAGUCAUGACCCGCUAUGCUCUGAACCAGACCCUCAUCAUGACCCAGUAUGCCCUUAACCAGACUCGCCUCUUCACUGGCCAGGCCAUUAACAAUACCAGCAUUCUUACUAGGCAGGCUAUUAACCGUACCCGCACACUGAUCAGGGAUACACUCAACUCCAUUGGCCGUCUUGAUGACCACAGCUUUGCCAUGAACAUUUCUCAUCCAUUCAACUGGACUAGCUUCAGGACACUGCCCAAACUGAGCAACAGCCAGAUCCAGUUCAUCAAGGAUAAGAUGUUACAGCUCAACAUCACUCUGCAAGAGAUUCGUGUGAACAUGACAGAGAGGUAUAACAAUAUCUCCAAGACGAUCAAUGAUUACUAUCAACUGAGGAAGCCUUUGAUCGAUGAAAAGAUUGAGCUAUUCCAAACUACACUCCAAGAAUUCCGAGAGCGACUCGACGAGAAGAUCGCUGAGUACAAGGUAAUCUUUGAUGAAUACAAGCAAAAAUUCAAUGAGAAAAAGGACUUAUACCAGCAAAAGUGGGAAACUGAAUGGAAGCCUCGCCUCAUGGAGAAGAAAGAAGAAAUCUUGACCAGAUGGCAGGAGGAGAUCAAGCCAAAGAUCAACGAGAUGAUCACCAAUCUGACAAGAUUUGUCAAGGACCCCGAGUUGCUGUCCAAUCUGAAACAGAUGGCUCUUCAUUUCAAGACUGAGACCUUGCCUGAGUUGAAGAGAGUCCUCCUUGAAGAGAAGUACCCAGAGCUGAAGAGAAUAAUAAUGGAAGAAAAAUAUCCCGAGAUCAAGAGGCAAGUCCUGGCCCAGUACGAGAUUGCAAAGGUCAUCAUGGAGGAACUCAAACAAAAUGCCACUCACUUCCGAGAGAAUGUAAUGGCCAAGGUGGAGACUCUGAAGAUAAAGGCCAACGAGAAGUGGACUGAACUGCUGGAGAAGAUCACAGAGAUCAAACAGAACUGGCCAGAAACCUACAAAAAGAUCAAGGCUGACAUCGAGGACCUCAAGCUUCAACUUGAGACCAAGCUGUCUGAAUACAUCACCAAAGUCCUUACGGUUCUCCAAGAGCUCCGUAUUCCUGUUGAAAUGCUUCCACUGGAACACAUCAGGAUUUACAGCCCCUGGACAUACACAGCCAUGAUCUUUGGUGAGAACCAUGUCAUGACCUUUGAUGGCAAGGUGUACAGUGUUCCCGCAUACGCCAACGAACAGCAAACAUACGUCCUGGCUCAUGACUACGUAGAUCGUAACUUCACACUCUUGGUCCAGAAGAAACGCAUUACCCUUGUUGUCCGCAACAUGAGCGUUGCAAUUGAUGACGAGAAUGUUGUCCAUAUUAAUGGAUUGCCAACACUGCAGGAACUACCCUACCAGACACGAGUCAGCAAGGAAUUGACCAUUAUGGCCAAGGGUCCAUGGGUGAAUGUGACAUCAACCAAGGGCAUAGCUCUCUCCUGCCUUGACCAGUUCUUAUGCAUCUUCCAUCUGAGUGGCUGGUACCAUGGAAAGUCUCGUGGACUCCUGGGCAACCUCGACACAGAGUAUCACAACGACUUCAUUCUGCCAGAGGGUGGUAUUACAACUGAUGUUGCAGAGUUCAUUUCAGCAUAUGAUGUCUCUCCAAUUGACACGCCAAGAAACGUUAUUCCAUCUCGAUUCGGAUCCUGUCGAUCAACCGUUGAGAAAUGCAGAGAGAUGUUCCUUGAUGAAGACUCAACAUUGAAUGCCACCUUCCAGGAUAUCAACCAGGCUGAGUUCUACAACUUCUGUGUUGAGGAGACUAGGAAGUGCAACCCAAUAUGUGAAGUCAUCAAUCCUGUAACCAUUCUUGGCAAGCAUCUGCUCCGUACUGUCAGCUACGAACCUGAAUGCUUUGACUGCACUGUUGGGGAAGUCAGCCAGGAGAACGGCAGGUCUACAAGCUCUGCAGAUAUCAUCUUUGUCGUGUCUGAAACUGCUGCAAUGGCUGAAGACAAUGUGAUCAAGUCCAGUAUCAUGACCAUCAUUUCCAAAAUGAACAAGAAGCUCAAUGAUGUGAAUGGUGUCAGAUAUGGAAUUACUGCUUAUGGUGGUUCAGACAUCCAUGGGCGACCUCAUGUUCAUACACUAUGUGGACAUCUGAUGGAAAGCAGCGAGGACUGUGCUUCCAGCGGUAUUGACAGUUUGGUCUUUGAAGGAGCUAGGCCCGUUGAUGCUAUGGGGGCUAUCCAGCUUGCUGCCAGCUAUCCAUUCCGCACGGAGGCUGCCAAGAUCAUCAUCCUGAUUGCUGAUGAAGAUUUGAUGGAGGAGAGUACCAACCACUUUGACUACCUACUCAACAUCAACAAUAGCAGAGUAGCUAUUCAGAAACGCCUUGACCGUCAAGGAAUCACCUUCAAUGUCUUCUCAUCCUACCCUACUCUGAACAAGAAGAGUACAGAUUCUCCAAUCCUGGGUGUCAACUACCUUGGUAAGCAGAUCAUCAACAAGAGGAACAGUGGUGAAGUGGGUAUCGAUCGUCUAGCCAUUCCUUCAGGACAGUAUGCCAAGCUUGCAAAGGCUACACGAGGUUCUGUUAUGGGUCUUCGCUGGUUGCAGACUGGACACCGUGACCUGAACACCAUGCUACCCAGGAUGGUCUAUAUAAACAGAUCCAACCCCAGGCUACUGGCCAGGUUGACUUCAUCUGUCGCUGUGUCAUUGGCAUGUAUGGAGAGUCCCGUAAUGAAUGCCAAAUGACCAGCUUUGUUGAUGAGGAAUAUUAAGUUCAUAUACCUCUACCUAACAUUAAAAGGCAACACCACUAAUAGUUUUGGAUAGAACAAUGUAAGGGCUGCAUGUUUUUUUUCUCUAUUCAUAAUAGCUUUAUUUAAAAUGCAAGAAGUUAUUUCAUACUAAAUACAAUAUUCUAAGGAAACAUCACAAUAUAAAAUCAUGUUAACAUUAUAUUUUGCUUUCUGUAAACAAAAAAAAAAGAUGAAGUUUAUUCAUGUUCUUUCCUCUCUCGUGAGCCGUUCAAAUAUCCAAGCUAUUUUUCCUGUUUGACAAUGCAUUUCCCCUGACUACGACUUGUUUAACAUUCAGUAAAUUAUAAUGAAUAAUUUUUUUGUUCUUCAAAUCUUGAAACAUUCGUUGGAAUUUCGUGUUAGUAUAUUCCUUCAGCAUAUAUUGAUUGGUUAACUGAAAGUCUCUGAAAAUCUGUUUCUGACUUUUACAUUUAACAAUGGUCCUUUGACUCCUUUCAAUGCGAUUAAAAGACAUAAAAGUCUUAGAAUCUUUUCAAUGAAAUACAUGUAAGACUUUAAACCCUUUAAAAAAGCCAGAUCUAAGUAAAGUUCUCAACGUUUUAAAUUUUGCUUCAAGUAUGAGGCAUAUGCUCACAUGCAAACAAAUUUGAGAUAUGUAAUGAACAAUGUCUUUAAAUGUUUUCUUUUGUUAUAACUUGUGUAUUUAUGUAUUUGAUGUGAGGUUAAAUAAAUAACCGAACAAAGAAAA